Messenger RNA from Necator americanus (New World hookworm), 474 nucleotides. RefSeq lists its product as uncharacterized. The coding region runs from base 1 to 474 and encodes 157 amino acids. The record is from RefSeq and is a predicted model, not a curated record. Lineage: Eukaryota; Metazoa; Nematoda; Chromadorea; Rhabditida; Ancylostomatidae. The transcript has a single exon.
AUGUCUGCGGUCGACAAGCUGCGAGUCUACCUAUCCGCAGUUUGUGCCAUCAUGACGUACGCAACUCGAACGGGAAUCAGGGCGGACGGACAACCGAUCGAACUCAUGGAUGAGUUUUGUUGUCGAGUGUUGUUAUCGGAGACUUGGACAGCACCAUCGACGAUGAAGGAGAAGCUUGAUUGUAUGGAGCGGAAGCUUCUUAGACAGCUGGUCGGCUACUUGUGGCCCAGGGUAUGCCACAAUGAAGAUCUUCAUGCGGAAAUCGAUAUAGUGUACCGGCGGAUGUCAGGUGGAAGGUAUCAAUGUCCUGCACCGCCAUCGAAAGUAAAUGGCUACAGUAAAUCGUCCUCGAUCCUUGUACAAUCAUCAGACCGCCCUUUUCAACGUGAUCCGAUUAUUCUCCCGGGUUCAAGCUAUAAGAAGCCACGAGGCCUCUUCCAUCGGAAAGGGAAGUUCUGGACUGAGGUGGUGUAA